AAGGAGGAAAGGAAAUAAAAUACUCCAAGGCAAGGCAGGCAAGAGAGCGGCAGGGCAGGGGCACCCCCACAGGCCACAGUUCGCCCUCCUUCACCUACACACACACCCUCAUCUCCCACACCUUGCCUUGCUUUGUCCUCCGUCUGCGUCUCCGUCUCCAAUCUCCAUUUCCACCCACCACCAAACACCAGGCCAAAGGAUCCCCUCUCCUCUCGCCUCUCGCCUGCCGUCCCGACUAAGAGCACCAGCACAGCAGGAGCAGGGAGGAGGAAUCAUCAGGGCAGCAAGAUCCGAAUCCGAGCAGGAGGGGCAAGCAGCAUUUGUAGCCUCAGCUCAAUUGCAGCUGCUGCGGUUGGAUUGGAUCGGCCGCAAGGCAAGGCAAGGCGGCGGUGGUGGUGGUUGCAGAAGUGACGGUGAAGUUUUCCUCUUUCGUUGCUUCACCUGGGUCUGGCCAGCCCUGCCGCCUGAGGCUACCAACAUCUCCAGCUCCAUCUCUAUCUACCCUGCACUGCACGAACAGAGAGAGGGAGGGAGGGAGGGAGGGGGAAUUGCAGUGUAACCCAAGGAAAGGAACCAUGAUGGUGUGGCAGGCGGCGGCGGAGAAGGAGGAUUGAUCCAUUCAUUCAUCCACCCAUCUAUCCAUCUAUCCGUCGGUGGUGGUGGACUGGUGGUAGUGGCUGCUGUUAGUUACUCGCCACUCACCAUCCACCUCCUCUAGUCCUUUGCUUCACUCCUCCUCUUUCUAUCCUCCCCUGUCUUAUUGCCCUCCCUGUUCUUGGUGCUGCUUGCAUUGAGAAGACAGAGAAGAGAGAUACAAAGUGGUCGAUAAUUGUAUGGUCGUCGGUGGGCACGAUGACCAUGGAGCAUGGCGAGGAUUGCUGCGUCAAGGUGGCGGUCCACGUGCGCCCGCUCAUCGGCGACGAGAAGCUGCAGGGCUGUAAGGACUGCGUCGCCGUCGUGCCGGGCAAACCACAGGUCCAGAUCGGCAGCCACUCCUUCACCUUCGACCAUGUUUACGGCAGCACAGGCACGCCGUCGGCGGCCAUGUUCGACGAGUGCGUGGCGCCGCUGGUCGACGGCCUCUUCCAGGGGUACAACGCUACCGUGCUCGCGUAUGGCCAGACCGGAUCAGGGAAGACGUAUACCAUGGGGACUGCCUGCAAGGAGGGAUCGCAUAUCGGGAUCAUCCCACGAGCCAUGGCUGCGCUGUUUGACAAGAUUGAGAACCUGAAAAGCCAAGUGGAGUUCCAGUUACGCGUAUCGUUCAUCGAGAUUCUAAAAGAAGAGGUGAGGGAUCUGCUUGACCCUACUGCUGCUACUGUGGGCAAAGUUGAGAAUGGCAAUGGGCACGCAAAACUGUCUGUGCCAGGGAAACCCCCUGUGCAGAUCCGAGAGGCGUCAAAUGGAGUCAUAACGCUAGCUGGAUCGACUGAAGUGCAUGUCAGCACUCAGAAGGAAAUGACUGCAUGCCUUGAACAAGGUUCCCUGAGUCGUGCAACUGGAAGUACCAACAUGAACAACCAGUCAAGUCGUUCCCAUGCCAUCUUCACAAUCACAUUGGAGCAGAUGCGCAAAACAGAUCCCAUCAUGACUGCAGAUGGAAUGCCUAUUGAAGAGAUGAAUGAAGACUAUCUCUGUGCCAAACUGCAUUUAGUAGAUCUUGCUGGAUCAGAACGGGCUAAGAGAACGGGCUCAGAUGGCCUGCGCUUCAAGGAAGGUGUUCACAUCAACCGAGGACUUCUCGCUCUCGGCAAUGUCAUAAGUGCUCUUGGAGAUGAGAAAAAACGGAAAGAAGGCGCUCAUGUUCCUUAUCGGGACAGCAAACUCACUCGUCUUUUGCAGGACUCCCUAGGUGGAAAUAGCAAGACUGUCAUGAUAGCUUGCAUAAGUCCAGCAGAUAUUAAUGCUGAAGAGACAUUAAACACUUUGAAGUAUGCUAACCGGGCACGUAAUAUCCAAAAUAAACCAAUUGUUAAUAGAAAUCCUAUUGCUGAUGAGAUGAAAAGAAUGCGCCAGCAGAUUGAAUAUUUGCAGGCAGAGCUUGUUUCGGCUCGAGGAGGAAUCGCAUCAGAUGAUGUUCAGGGUCUCAGAGAGAGGAUUUCAUGGCUUGAACAAACAAAUGAAGACCUUUGCAGGGAACUAUAUGAUAUUCGCAGUCGGUCUCAAAAUGAUCCAUGUGAACCUGAAAUACAAAGAACUUUAAAUGGCUUUACGAAAAGCGAAGGGCUCAAAAGAAGCUUGCAAAGCACAGAUCCAUUUGAUGUCCCGAUGACUGACUCAGUAAGAGGCAACCCUAAGGAUAUUGAAGAUGAAGUAGCUAAAGAAUGGGAACACACAAUGCUGCAGGAUAGCAUGGGCAAGGAGUUGAAUGAAUUAAAUCGACAACUUGAGCAAAAGGAGUCUGAGAUGAAAAUGUACGGAUGUGAUACUGUUGCACUUAAGCAGCACUUCGGAAAGAAACUUAUGGAGCUUGAAGAAGAGAAAAGGGCAGUACAGCAAGAGAGGGAUAGAUUGUUGGCUGAAGUUGAAAGCCUAAAUGCUGAUGGCCAAACACAUAAACUCAGAGAUGCGCAACUGCAGAAACUAAAAUCCCUUGAAUCCCAGAUUCUAGACCUAAAGAAAAAGCAGGAGAACCAAGUUCAGCUUUUGAAGGAAAAACAAAAGAGUGAUGAAGCUGCUAAGAAACUGCAAGAAGAAAUUCAUUUUAUAAAAGCACAAAAGGUUCAACUACAACACAAAAUUAAACAGGAAGCGGAACAGUUCAGGCAAUGGAAAGCUACCCGUGAGAAGGAACUUCUUCAGUUACGCAAAGAGGGCCGGAGAAAUGAAUAUGAACGCCACAAGCUUCAAGCACUUAAUCAGCGGCAGAAAUUGGUUUUGCAAAGGAAGACUGAAGAGGCUGCUAUGGCUACCAAAAGGCUAAAAGAGAUACUAGAAGCUAGGAAAUCUUCCGCCCGUGACAGUUCUGCUGGCACCAAUGGUACAUCUCCAGGCUCUAACAUGAGUGAGAGAUCGCUGCAAAAAUGGUUUGAUCAAGAGCUUGAAGUUAUGGUGCAUGUGCACGAAGUCCGAAACGAAUACGAAAAACAAAGCCAACUGCGCGCUGCACUUGGUGAGGAGCUUGCCAUUUUGAAACAAGAAGAUAUACGAGCUGGUGGAUCCAGCCCCCAAAGAGGGAAGAACGGAAACACUAGGACAAAUACAUUGUCACCAAAUGCAAGACAAGCUAGGAUAGCAUCACUUGAGAGCAUGGUGACAAUCUCUUCAAAUACUCUUGUUGCAAUGGCUUCUCAACUCUCAGAAGCUGAAGAAAGAGAGCGUGCCUUCUCUGGUCGUAGUCGUUGGAAUCAAUUGCGGUCAAUGGGGGAGGCAAAGAGCUUACUGCAGUAUAUCUUUAAUGUCGCUGCUGAUGCAAGAUGCCAAGUAAGGGAGAAGGAAGUGGAGAUCAAGGAAAUGAAGGAACAAAUGACAGAACUUGUGGGCAUUCUUCGACACAGUGAAUCGCGCAGAAGAGAAAUCGAAAAGCAGCUCAAGCAAAGAGAACAGACAGCUCCAAUGGCCACUACAUCUCCGAAAAGUGGAAAUGGCACGGCGAAGCACUCUGCUGAUGACCCCAACGCACCACUGUCCCCUGUCGCCGUUCCUGCACAGAAGCAGCUCAAGUAUUCUGCUGGAAUUGUGAAUAGCCCCAGCAAAGGGGUUGCUGCGAUAAAAAAAGAGCAAUUUAAGAUGGUUCCUAUUGCACAGUUGUCUGUGGGGAGGAAAGUUUCAAUAGCAGGGCAAUCAGGAAAGCUCUGGAGGUGGAAAAGGAGCCAUCACCAGUGGCUGCUGCAGUUCAAGUGGAAGUGGCAGAAGCCAUGGAAGCUGUCUGAGAUGAUCCGAAACAGUGAUGAAACAAUCACGAGGAUUAGGCCCAGACCUCAACUUCUUCCACAUAAACCUCAUAAGUGAUGUGAAACGGACUUGUUUUUGUCUCCACAUGAACUGACACGGUUUGCAAACCUACACAGCUAACUACCUGCUCAAGGUAACAAUACUCCAUGAGAUCUCCUCCGUGCUUGUUUUUACUGGGCCACGGGAUCGACAAGUAUGUGUUGAUUGGGUGAAUGUUGUCUACGGAUGUAAAUUCGUGCGUACAAAGUGAGACGUCACCGUAGAAAAAAAAAGUAGUUAGUGGGUGAGUGAGCAGAGUGAAUGGGCAUUCUUUCAUGCAAAUACUGAGCACAAUGCUUAAUGUUUCAGCCUUCACUGACGGUGACAUGUCAAUAGUUGGUGUUCGUCUUCAUAAAGGAAUCUGUCAAAGGAAGGCGCCUUGUAAAGUCUUUCUUGUGCUGUUGUGUGAUAGAUUUGUGUGAAGGGUAUCGAGUGAUAGUCCAUUUUCUUCUCUUCUUUUGUUUGUUGGUACUAAAGAUGAGAGAAGUCAAGUGACAUUGAUUUGGUUUGCUAGGAGUAUUGUGAUGUAAUGCAGAGACUUGUUCCCCUAUAUCAAUCCACCCUUUUAAUCUAUAUAUUAUGGACUACGGAUUGCUGACCAAA
Sorghum bicolor (sorghum) is the source of this 4536-nucleotide messenger RNA. Its product is annotated as kinesin-like protein KIN-4A. Bases 853 to 3951 code for a protein of 1032 amino acids. Lineage: Eukaryota; Viridiplantae; Streptophyta; Magnoliopsida; Poales; Poaceae. Gene Ontology annotation, molecular function: microtubule binding; microtubule motor activity; ATP binding. The transcript has 25 exons. Gene Ontology annotation, biological process: microtubule-based movement; mitotic spindle organization. The record is from RefSeq and is a predicted model, not a curated record.